This is a messenger RNA of Tarenaya hassleriana, 637 nucleotides long. RefSeq lists its product as uncharacterized. The record is from RefSeq and is a predicted model, not a curated record. Gene Ontology annotation, cellular component: mitochondrion. Bases 43 to 339 code for a protein of 98 amino acids. Lineage: Eukaryota; Viridiplantae; Streptophyta; Magnoliopsida; Brassicales; Cleomaceae. The transcript is spliced from 3 exons.
UUCCCCCUUCUCGCAUGCGAGUUUCUUCCUCUUCUUGUGGAAAUGGCGUCUACGAAGGUUCUUGGCAGAUUAUCGUCGCGGAUGCAGCCUCUAAGCAAUAAGCUUAACAAGAAGAAUGCUAAUGCGACGGUUUCUUCAUUACUCUCUCCCAUCAAAUCGGCGUCUCCGGCCGCAAUUACCCGUCUCAAUCGAUCUUCCAGAUUACCAUUGGAGUUGAGUAGCUGCGGGACGAUGUUUCCAUUACACAGUGCUAUUGCAUCGGCAAGGCUGAUAUCUAGUUUAUCCAUUGAAUCCAUGAGCUGGGGAUUAGUUCCCCAAGGUAUUUCAAUGCCUUUAUGACAACUUCCCAUCUUCUUACAACAAGAUUCCAGGAGGAUAGACAUGAACGAGGGGUCCAUGUGUCGAUCUUUUCAUCUCUUAUGGAGUCCAAAGUUUCCGAAUUUGAACUCUCUGCUUAAACCUUGCAGUUCUGAGUUUCGUUUUCUCUGAUAAUAUGAUCCCCCAGUUUGCGAUUUUUCAUGUUUGGCAUUCAACUACUUUGUUCUUAUGGUUCAUUCAUUCACAUCAUAACAAAUGCAGACGCAAACCCUUGUAUCAGAAGAACCUAUCUUUUAUUGUCUUCACACUUUUGUCAUUA